Messenger RNA from Liolophura sinensis, 2663 nucleotides. Its product is annotated as peptidyl-prolyl cis-trans isomerase D-like. The coding region runs from base 11 to 1120 and encodes 369 amino acids. The record is from RefSeq and is a predicted model, not a curated record. The transcript is spliced from 11 exons. Gene Ontology annotation, biological process: protein peptidyl-prolyl isomerization; protein folding. Gene Ontology annotation, cellular component: cytosol; cytoplasm. Gene Ontology annotation, molecular function: peptidyl-prolyl cis-trans isomerase activity; cyclosporin A binding; protein binding. Lineage: Eukaryota; Metazoa; Mollusca; Polyplacophora; Chitonida; Chitonidae.
CACUGUCAGCAUGGCAGCCGACGCUGAGACCACAACGCGCGUUUUCUUUGAUGUACAGAUCGCUGGAGAAAAUGCUGGUCGGAUUGUCUUUGAAUUGUUUACCAAAGAGGUACCCAAAACAGCAGAAAAUUUUCGUGCUUUGUGUACAGGCGAGAAAGGUGUUGGAGAAACUACAGGGAAGCCACUCUACUUCAAAGGAUGUCCAUUCCACCGCAUCAUAAAGGGUUUCAUGAUCCAAGGAGGAGAUUUCUCCAACCAAGAUGGGACAGGCGGUGAGAGUAUUUAUGGUGAUAAGUUUGAAGAUGAAGGAUUCCAUUUUAAGCAUGACAAGCCAUUUUUGUUGAGCAUGGCAAAUGCAGGAGCUAACACCAAUGGUUCCCAGUUCUUCAUCACGACUGUGCCCACUCCACAUCUUGAUGACAAACAUGUCAUCUUCGGUAAAGUCAUUAAGGGCUUUAACGUUGUCCGUGAACUGGAGCACACAGAAACAGGAGAGAAUGACCGACCCGCACAGCCGUGUGUGAUAUCUGAUUGUGGGGUGUUGCCUGAUGGGAAGGAUGAGAAUCUCACAGAGGAUGAUGGGACAGGAGAUGUGUAUGCAGACUGGCCAGAGGACUCCGACAUUGACUUUACAAAGGUAGAAAACAAGGAUAAAAUUGUUGAGCUGGCCAGUGAGGUACGGAAAAUAGGCAAUGAUUUAUUCAAAACUCAGCAGUAUGCAAAGGCAAAGAAGAAGUAUGAAAAAGCACUAAGAUAUCUGGUUCUGCUGAACAAGCAUGGUCAACUUGACCAGGCUGAACUGAGGAGGCUGGAGGACACACAUUAUCUGUUCAUCCAGCUCAAUGUGGCCUUGUGUUUGUAUAAACUAGGUAACUUUCCCAGUUGUUUGGAACGAUGUGAAGAGGCUCUGGAUAUAGAUCCUAACAACGCCAAGGCUCACUUCCGCAAGGGUCAGGCUCUGCACGCUCUGCAAGAUUGGGACAAGGCUCUGCAAGCACUGAACAAAGCCAAAACACUGGAACCAGAUGAUAAAGGCAUCGUUAAGGAGAUCGAGAAAGUCAAAAAAACAAUUACAGAGUACAACAAUAAACAGAAGAAGCUUUAUGCCAAGAUGUUCUAGAUUGGGACAGCAGAAGAAACAUUCAGCCUCAUUCAGAUCGUGGUGGGAUGGGCAAACGAAGGAUAAAUAGAGCAGAUGUGACCAGGAAUGCUUAAUCUUGUGAUCAGACUGUGAAGAACCGAUUAUGGAGACAUAGUGUUGAAGUGCCAGGAUGGGAUUGUCUGUUUAAAGUGCCACGGAUUACAGUGAGAUUGACACGUACGUGUCUCAUUUUGUGUCACAAAGUCAAGGAUAUAUGAUGAUUCAUAACAGUAAGCGUAAACUUUGGUUUGGAGAAUGAGGGCUUUUGUUUGGAGAAUAAGGGCUUGGCGCAGAAGAUUUAGCAGAUAUUUAAUGGGUGAUUGAGACCUAUGUGUAGGUCGAUUAUUACAGACCGAUGUUGCUUUGUUGCCUAUGAAAUCUUUCCAAGUCAUGAACAAAUAUUUCACAGAAAUGGUAGCUUUUGCUGCUCUUGUUGUGGUUAAGUGCUUGGUGGUGAACCUGUGAACAAUGGACCAUUUACAUUUAACUGUCAUGUUUUGUUUAGACCUUUGUUGUAGUGACCUAAUUUCGUGGAACAUUCCUAUAAGAGAUAUCAGCCAUUAUGUAAAGUCCACUAUUGUCCAACAUUAUCACAAAGUCACAGACCUUAAUUAGCAGAAAAUCUUGUACAUAGCCCAUUUCAUAUAUGGAACUUUGAGUCCAUUAAGAAUUUUUGAAUUUACCAUUCUUAACGGUGAUGUGGGUAUGUGAAUGUCCUUAUGCAAUGUGAAAUAUACUGUUGAAAGGACUUCAAGAGAAAGAAAAUUGGUCUUUUGUUAAUACAGGUAAAUUUAUGACUGACCAAUAGUUUCUUAAUUAAUUUGCGGCGAAGAUUUUUGGGUUUGACUUCGCCAAGUUCCAUUUUGGCAAAAAGAAGCUUGGUAGGACUGACCACAGUUAAGUCAGGGUGACUGGAGAAAACUCCGCCAUGGUGAUCAAAGGUCCAAACCUGGAACGUAAAUAGCGAAAAUGAUGUGCCAGUUUUGGAAGGAUGAUUAGAUUAUUUGGUUAUCUUUUCGGUCACUUAAUGCGAUUUGAAGCAAACAAACUUACACUCACAGCUUCCCCUUAACUACAGCACCACUUCCUUUCCUGUAAUAUUCAAAGACAGAAGAAUGAUUUAGGACAGGUGAUAGUUUUGUGCAUCUCUGAGCAGAUCAGAAGGUCUGUCGUUCGUCGUUAACACAGAAAAAGAAAAUUUUGGACUGAAAUAAAAUAUCUUACAAUAAAACUGAUCAGACAAAUGGUCCAAACUUUAUGAAAAGGUAUGUAAGCCUUCAUAAAAUCAAAAUGACACAGCACCAUAUUCCACUGGCAUGUUCAGUGCCUAUUCGGUCAAAGGUCCAUACCCAUGUUUGAAUCGAAACUAGGUUGAAGAAUAAAACUCGUCUGCAAUUUUACAGACUUUAGUGUUUUCUCAGAAUCUGUCACCCAUGGUUGGAGUAAAGAGUUGGAUUCUUCAUGAGGUCUUUCACCCUGGAAUGGAGCUUUGUGCUUGGAUGGUAGCCGGGGGAGCACCAUU